AUGUACCAGACUGAAUUUGACCGCGAAGAGUACGGCCUUUUAUCUACUUGCAUUCUGCUCGAUUUCCAGAUUCUAUACGCGUUUCUUUCUUUUUAUUUAUCUAUAGUUUUCUUUUGUAUUAACCUCUCAGUCAAAUUUAUCUGCGCGGUUUACACCUUUUCUCUUAGUUUUCUUCUUCCGUUCUUCCUUCUCUACUAUUCACCUGUUUCCCCUAUUCUUUCUCUCUAUCUUUCUCAACUCUCUCUCUCUUAUCGACGGUUGUUUUUUCAUUGUUGGAUACUUUUGACGACAUUUCUUUACCUGAUUUACUUUCUUCUUUCUUUUCCUUCUCCACACUAUCUGUUUUUAUUUUCUUUCAUUCGUUAUGUUUCUUCAAUCCUUGUUCUUAUUUUCAUUGUUUUUCUUUCUUUCUUUCUUUCUUUCUUUCUUUCUUUCUUUCUUUCUUUCUUUCUUUCUUUCUGCCUUUCUUGUUCAGUCUUUCUUUUCUUUCUUGUUUCUUUCUUUCUUUAUUUUUUCUUUUUUUCUUGUUCUGGCUUUCUUUCUUGUUCUUUCUUUCUUUCUUUCUUUCUUUCUUGUUCUGUCUUUCUUUUCUUUUCUUUUAUUGUUCAGUCAUUCUUUUCUUUCUUUCUUUCUUGUUUGUUUGUUUGUUUGUUUCUUUAUUUAUUUAUUGUUCUUUCUUUCUUUCUUUCUUUCUUUCUUUCUUUUUUGUCUUCGUUCGUUAGUUCGUUCGUUCGUUCCUUUCUUUCUUCCUUCCUUGGAUUAUUCGCACGUUCCUUCCUUCGUGUUUUCGUUCGUUCAUUCCUUCGUUCCUUUGUUCUUUCGUUCAUUCCUUCGUUCCUUUGUUCUUUCGUUUCUUUGUUCUUUCCUUCUUUCUUUCCUUCGUUCCUUCGUUUCUUUAUUCGUUCAUUCGUUCAUUCGUUCAUUCGUUCGUUCCUUCGUUCCUUAGUUCUUUCGUUCGUUCGUUCCUUCUUUUGUUCAUUCGUUCUUUUUUACCUAUCUAUCUAUCUAUCUAUCUAUCUAUCUAUCUAUCUAUCUAUCUAUCUAUCUAUGUCAAUCCCUUCACAUCUAUCUAUCUAUCUAUCUAUCUUUAUACACCAUUAUAUAAUCAUUAACUCUAUCUAUCUAUCUAUCUAUCUAUCUAUCUAUCUAUCUAUGAGAAUGCCUUCAGAUCUAUCUAUCUAUCUAUCUAUCUUCAUACACCAUUAUAUAAUCAUUAAAUCUAUCUAUCUAUCUAUCUAUCUAUCUAUCUAUCUAUCUAUCUAUCUAUGUCAAUGUCUUCAGAUCCUUCUAUCUAUCUAUCUAUCUAUCUAUCUAUCUAUCUAUCUAUCUAUCUUCAUACACCAUUAUAUAAUCAUUAAAUCAAUCUAUCUAUCUAUCUAUCUAUCUAUCUAUCUAUCUAUCUAUCUAUCUAUGUCAAUGUCUUCAGAUCCUUCUAUGUAUGUAUGUAUGAAUGUAUCUAUCUAUCUAUCUAUCUAUCUAUCUAUCUAUCUAUCUAUCCAUGUCAAUGCCUUCAGAUCCUUCUAUCUAUCUAUCUAUCUAUCUAUCUAUCUAUCUAUCUAUCUAUCAAAUAACAGAAUAGAUCUAUCUGACAACAGAAUAGAUCUAUCUAUCUAUCUAUCUAUCUAUCUAUCUAUCUAUCUAUCUAUCUAUCUAUCUAUCUAUCUAUCUAUCAGAUAUCUUGUGUAG
This is a messenger RNA of Acanthosepion pharaonis, 1686 nucleotides long. Lineage: Eukaryota; Metazoa; Mollusca; Cephalopoda; Sepiida; Sepiidae. The record is from the annotation of a GenBank genome assembly.